AUGCCACAGCUCCCCUCAGUGUCUGAACUCCUAAUCGGCGCCCAUAACCCGGCGGGUCCGGGCGUUAGGCCUGAGUCUCAACUACCCCAAAGUUACAAAUCCGUGACAGCCGCCCAAAAAAGGCUGUCAGAAACAAGCCCCCGGCAAAAGGAGGUGUUUUUGCCUAGCGGCCCGGUGAAACCCGCACGUGUGCUGCAGCUGAUCCACGCAUACCCGGGCAUGGCGCACGGCCACAUGGACGGCCAUGUGGCCACAGCGCAUCUCGCCAAGGAAAGUCAUGUGGGACCUAGCGCCAUGUCCAGUGGGCGUAACUCAGUGCUGAGCAUUGGGCUGGAUUCGCAUGUGCCUAUGGACUGCUUCAACUACCGCGAAAGCCAUCGCCCAAGACACGUGCUGGUCCAUCUGCAACUGCUGCAUCUGCAACUGCAUCUGCUGCUGCUGCUGCCCCAACUUCAUUACCGGCCAAGACAAGAGUCGAGCGCUGGUCUCGUCACACGCGCCACGCUGUACCAAAGCUUUGGCUCGCAGGAGUCGCGGCUGCCGCUGGGCGAGUCGCCCACUUUCGCAGCACGCCCGCGCCCCGCGUCGUUUUCGUAUGCCCCAGGCCCUGUGCCUGCGGGAGUGCCAGGCCCGGCCUACAACCCGCAGAUGACGCAGGCGUUCCACGUUGCAGGCCCAGCUACCGGGCCAGCCCCGGGUGCGCCCGGCAUGGUGAUCCCCAUGGCGUUCUACAAUGGUGCCACUGCAGGCAGUGGCGAGGCCGCCAACUAUGGUCAGCCGGUCCCUAUGGUCGGGUACCCAGGCUACUACAACACGGUGCCUUAUAAUGCACAGGUCAGUCCUGGCGCUGCUGUUGCGUACGAGCACUAUCCACACGCGCAGUUCAAGGCGGGGCCCCCUUAUUUGCAGAUGGAGGGCAUACCUGCCGGCCACAGCUCCGCACAUUACCAGAAACAUGGGGUAUCCAUGGAAGAGAUGACCAGCGACCCAAACCAUGCGCUCAUCAACAAGCGGUGCAUCAUCAAACGCAGAACGCGGACGGGGUGCCUCACUUGCCGCAAGCGCCGUAUCAAGUGCGACGAGCGCAAGCCUCACUGCUUCAACUGCGAGCGCCUGAAGAAGCUCUGUUUGGGCUACGAGGCUCUGAAUGGGAAGGACUCCAGCAACGAGAAUACUGAAAAGGAAAGACUGAAAGGUGGCCUGAGAAGCGACCCAAGCAGCCCCACGAGCCCCAGCGGCCCGCUGCCCUCGAAGGAAAGACACCGCUCAUCAGUGCACGAUUUGAUGUGA
Metschnikowia bicuspidata var. bicuspidata NRRL YB-4993 is the source of this 1290-nucleotide messenger RNA. It is a transcript of the gene WOR2, whose product is annotated as Zn(II)2Cys6 transcription factor WOR2. Gene Ontology annotation, molecular function: zinc ion binding; DNA-binding transcription factor activity, RNA polymerase II-specific. The transcript has a single exon. Lineage: Eukaryota; Fungi; Ascomycota; Pichiomycetes; Serinales; Metschnikowiaceae. The coding region runs from base 1 to 1290 and encodes 429 amino acids. The record is from RefSeq and is a predicted model, not a curated record. Gene Ontology annotation, biological process: regulation of DNA-templated transcription.